Colossoma macropomum (tambaqui) is the source of this 1372-nucleotide messenger RNA. Its product is annotated as C-C motif chemokine 20-like. NCBI's taxonomy places the organism in Eukaryota, Metazoa, Chordata, Actinopteri, Characiformes, Serrasalmidae. The record is from RefSeq and is a predicted model, not a curated record. Gene Ontology annotation, biological process: monocyte chemotaxis; inflammatory response; G protein-coupled receptor signaling pathway. The transcript has 4 exons. The coding region runs from base 60 to 434 and encodes 124 amino acids. Gene Ontology annotation, molecular function: chemokine activity; CCR chemokine receptor binding. Gene Ontology annotation, cellular component: extracellular region.
GUUUCACCCACAGCUUCCAGUGUUUCCACAGAAGAAAAAACGCCACGCAAAUCUUAACAAUGUCAACAAAACGACCACCUGUCUGUUUUAAUAUUCUGUCCCAGACUUUAUUUGUCUUUUUGUUGCUUUUUAAAGAAGAGGCCGCAUACAGUGACGUGCCCUUGGGAGAUCAGGCAGUGGAAUGCUGUUUGUCAGUCAACGAUCUUUCUAUUCCACAUCAAGUUCUUGUCGGCUACCACAAGCAACUCAAAGAGCAAGGAUGCUCCAUCGACGCUGUCUUAUUCCAAACCAAGAAGAACAAGGUUCUGUGCGCUCCCCCUGAUGCCCCGUGGGUCAAAGAACGGAUGAACUGGCUGGACAAAGAACUGAAGAAAUGCCAAAAGAAUGGGUUCAAGGGGAAGCGCUGUCAAGCCAUGAAACCCACAUCUGCUUGAAAGAACGCACAGUGGUGAACAAAGCUGGAGGUUAAAGUGAUCAUGGCAGUUAAACAGCUAAAUUAUCAAUGUUGUCUUUUCUUUAAUGACGUACCUGAAAAAAAAAUGUUUCUGCUCUGCAUUGCAAUGUUUCACUUUAUGUUUCUGUAGUACAAAUAAGCUUUUUUAACUACUUUCAUAUUCCAUUAUCUGUUUUCUAAGAAAUUCCAAAGAAUUGUCAUCAUUAUUGUUCUGUUACUUGUAGGUGAAUUAAUAAAUGAUUGAAGUUUAAGCAAGGUGCAAGUCUCUGCUCUGUUCUCUUUGAUAAUAAUAAACAUGUUUAGAUACUGUCUGUUAUGGUGUAAUGUAAUUUAUAAUAAUACAAAUUACUAAACAAAAAUAUUUAUGGUAAUAACGAUAUACAGUAGUAACUAUAUAGCUAUAUAAAUGUGUUUUUUCCUCAGAAUGUCACGACUCCCUUUGGCUCUGAACUCUUUUUGGACUCAAUCUCCCAGAAUCCCCUGGGAGAUCACGUGAAUGAAUCCCCUGGGAGAUCCAGCGCUCCAGUUCCCCAGAGUACUGAUCUGUAACACCUGGUCUUCUCUGAUUAGUUUAAUUUAAAGCCCGGGCUUGUAGAUACAUUCAUUGCAAGGUAUUGCUUCUUUCUACAGAGCCAUGUAUUCUUGAUUGUGUAUUCCUGAUUGAUUGUAUAUUCCUGAUUGAUUGUGUAUUCCUGAUUGUGUAUUCCUGAUUGAUUGUGUAUUCCUGAUUGUGUAUUCCUGUUCUGACCUGUUUUGCCUUGUUUUUGACCUGCCUUUUGCCUUAUCCCUUUUGGACUGUUCACCUGGUUAUGUUUGUGUUUUUGUGUAUAUUGCCUAUUCUGGAUUUGACCAUUGCCUGUGACCUGACUAUGAUUGUGGAUUCUGUUUGCACUAGUAAAGCCUCUCAUUCACUUUUUA